Zymoseptoria tritici IPO323 is the source of this 3966-nucleotide messenger RNA. RefSeq lists its product as uncharacterized. The coding region runs from base 1 to 3966 and encodes 1321 amino acids. NCBI's taxonomy places the organism in Eukaryota, Fungi, Ascomycota, Dothideomycetes, Mycosphaerellales, Mycosphaerellaceae. The transcript has 2 exons. The record is from RefSeq and is a predicted model, not a curated record. Gene Ontology annotation, molecular function: ATP hydrolysis activity; P-type ion transporter activity; ATP binding. Gene Ontology annotation, biological process: intracellular calcium ion homeostasis. Gene Ontology annotation, cellular component: endoplasmic reticulum membrane.
AUGACUAGGGCACCACCCCACCGCCUCGUCGACCGCGCCGAGAUCAAAUCCUCCUCCCUACACAACCCCCUCCCCCUCCUCUUCCACACCUACAUCUGGCCCUUUGCCAUCCUCUGGCCCGUCUUCUUCAGCUACUACCUCCCCCAAGACUCCUACGACACCUACAUCGGCCUGCAAGAAUGGACGUUCGUCUACGCCGGCUCCAUUGUCACCCUGCAAUCCCUCUUCUGGCUCAUGACCUUCUGGAACGUCAACCUCCGCUCCCUCUUCACCACGCGCUCCGCGACGAGCGUGCAGAACGCGAAAUUGAUCAAAGUCAUCCCCGAAGCGAACGCGGGUGCGAGCGAGAUUUGUGAGAUUCAGAGGGAAAAUGUGGCGGGACAGCAGAGCGUGAGCUUUUUGUUCCAGAAGAGACGGUUUUUGUACGAUGAGAGUAAAGGCACGUUCGCGCCGUUGGCAUAUGGUAUCGAUCAGGAACCCAAACCUACCGUGGGGACUUUCCAGAAGAGCAAGGGAUUGGAGAAAGGCGCGGAGAUUGAGCGUCUGCAACAAUACUACGGACCGAACAUUUUCGACAUCCCCGUGCCGACCUUCUCGGAGCUGUUCAAGGAACACGCGGUCGCGCCGUUUUUUGUCUUUCAGAUUUUCUGCGUGGGGUUGUGGAUGUUGGAUGAGUAUUGGUAUUACUCUCUGUUCACGCUGUUUAUGCUGGUUGUGUUUGAGAGCACGGUGGUGUGGCAGAGGCAGAGGACAUUGAAGGAGUUUCGGGGGAUGAGCAUUAAGCCGUAUGAGCUGUGGGUGUACAGGCAGAAGAAGUGGAUCCAGGUGCUGAGCGAUCAGUUGCUGCCUGGGGAUCUGGUUUCGGUCAACAGGACGAAGGAGGAUAGUGGUGUGCCUUGCGAUAUGAUGCUGGUCGAGGGCAGCGCGAUUGUCAACGAGGCUAUGUUGUCGGGUGAGAGCACGCCGGUGUUGAAGGACUCGAUUCAGCUCAGGCCUGCGGAUGCGACGAUUGAGCCGGAGGGACUGGAUAAAAAUGCGCUACUCUGGGGCGGCACCAAAGUGUUGCAGGUGCAGCAUGGCGUCAACUCUGAGGACGGCGGCGAGGUCGCGCCGCAGACUGUAUCGGGUGUUCCAUCUGCGCCGGACAAGGGAGCUCUGGCGAUUGUGAUCAAGACUGGAUUCGAGACCAACCAGGGCGCGCUCGUGAGGACGAUGAUUUACUCCACCGAACGGGUCAGCGCGAACAACGUCGAGGCUCUGCUCUUCAUCCUCUUCCUGUGUGUCUUCGCUGUUGCGGCUUCGCGCUACGUCUGGAUCGAAGGCGUCAAGCAAAACCGCAAGCAGUCGAAGCUUCUCCUGGAUUGUGUGCUCAUCAUCACGUCUGUUGUGCCUCCGGAAUUGCCUAUGGAAUUGAGUUUGGCUGUCAAUACUUCUCUUGCUGCGCUUAGCAAGUAUGCGAUUUUCUGCACCGAGCCUUUCCGAAUCCCCUUUGCUGGACGAGUCGAUGUGGCUUGCUUUGACAAGACUGGUACUUUGACUGGCGAGGAUUUGGUGGUGGACGGUAUCGCUGGAUUGUUCCUUGGAGAUGACAAAGUGCCGUCGGAGUCCGAUGGCGCCCAGAGCAUUCUGACCAAAUUGACGAACACUGGCUUGGAAACGGCAUUGACGUUGGCCACCGCUCACGCUCUCGUCAAACUCGACGAUGGCGAUGUUGUUGGCGAGCCCAUGGAGAAGGCUACACUGCAAUCUCUAGGAUGGACUCUCGGAAAGAACGACACACUGUCCGCAAAGGCAGGCACGUCAGCGAAGGGCGCCAUGGCAUCGGACAUCGUCCAGAUCAAGCGUCGCUUCCAGUUCUCUUCCACACUGAAACGACAGAGCUCCGUCGCUACGACCGUCACCACCGAUCGCGAGACUGGCAAGAAGAUCAAGAGCACAUUCGCCGGAGUCAAGGGUGCGCCCGAGACGAUCCGCAAAAUGCUGGUCAAUGUCCCGCCAAAAUACGAGGAGACAUACAAGUACUUCAGCCGCAACGGCGCUCGUGUCCUGGCUCUCGGUUGCAAGUACAUCCUCCACGGUGACGAGAUCUCACAGAAGAAGAUCAAUGACCUCAAGCGUGAGGAUGUCGAGUGCGAUCUCCAGUUCACUGGCUUCUUGGUUCUGCAGUGCCCGUUGAAGGGUGACGCUAUCAAGGCUGUGCGUAUGUUGAAUGAGAGCAGUCACCGCGUGGUCAUGAUCACGGGAGACAACCCGCUCACUGCCGUGCAUGUCGCGAGGAAAGUGGAGAUUGUCGAUCGUGAGGUCUUGAUUCUUGAUGCGCCUGAGAACGAUGACAGUGGGGAGAAGCUGGUCUGGCGGAGUGUGGACGACAAAGUCAACAUUCCUGUCGACCCGACUCAAGAUCUGGAUCCGAAGAUUUUGGAAAGCAAGGAUCUUUGCGUUACGGGCUAUGGUCUUGCGAAGUUCAAGGACCAGAAAGCCCUCCGGUCUCUCAUCCGCCACACUUGGGUCUACGCACGGGUAUCUCCCAAGCAGAAGGAGGAGAUUCUUCUUGGUCUGAAGGAGCAAGGCUACACCACACUCAUGGCCGGCGAUGGCACCAACGAUGUUGGUGCGUUGAAGCAAGCUCAUGUCGGUGUCGCUCUUCUCAACGGCACACAAGAAGACAUGGAUAAGAUUGCCAAGAACUUCCGUGAGACGAAGAUGAAGGAGAUUUACGAGAAGCAGAAGGCGUUGAUGGCUCGAUUCAACCAGCCGGAACCUCCUGUCCCGGCUAAUGUCGCGCAUCUGUAUCCUCCAGGCGAGAAAAACCCGCAUUAUGAGAAAGCUAUGGAAAGGGAGGCUUCUACCAAGGCUCAGUGGGAUGCGUUGAGAGAGGCACAAGAGAAUGGAUCUGCGAAUGGAGAGAUCGCUCCACCCACUCCAGCGUCGCAGGCAGUUGUGGAGGCGAAAGCUCCCGCGGCUGCGCAGAACCAGCAGGCCCAAAACGCCGCCUCCAAGAUGGCAGAAAAGCUCUCCAUGUCUAUGCUGGAAGACGAACUCAAUGCCGACGAGCCACCAAGUAUCAAGCUCGGUGACGCUUCCGUCGCGGCACCGUUCACGAGCAAACUCGCCAACGUCGUUGCCAUCCCCAACAUCAUUCGUCAAGGUCGUUGCACCCUCGUGGCUACGAUCCAGAUGUACAAGAUUCUCGCAUUGAAUUGUCUCAUCAGUGCGUACAGUUUGAGUGUGCUGUAUCUGGACGGCAUCAAGUUCGGAGACGGGCAGGUCACAAUCAGCGGAAUGCUGAUGAGCGUCUGCUUCCUCAGCAUUUCCCGCGCGAAGCCCGUCGAAGCUCUCUCCAAAGAACGCCCCCAAAACAACAUCUGGAACUGGUACAUCAUCCCCUCCGUCCUCGGCCAAUUCGCAAUCCACAUCGCGACUCUCAUCUUCAUUUCCAAAACCGUUGAACGCUUCGAACCCAAAAUCGACCGUUCCCAAAUCGACCUCGAAGGAAAAUUCGAACCUUCCCUCCUCAACUCCGCCAUCUACCUCCUCCAACUCAUUCAACAAAUCUCCACCUUCGCAAUCAACUACCAAGGUCGCCCAUUCCGCGAGAGCAUCAAAGAGAACAAAGGCAUGUACUGGGGCAUCGUACUCGUCACCAGUGUCGCCUUCUCGUGCGCGACUGAGUUUGUGCCGGAGAUCAACGAACAGUUGAAGUUGGUGCCGUUUACCACGGAGUUUAAAGUCCUGCUUUGUAGCGCUAUGGUGAGUGAUUAUCUGGGCUGUUUGGUCGUGGAGAAGAUUUUGAAGUGGAGUUUUUCGGAUUAUCGGCCGAAGGAUAUUGCGAUUCGGAGGCCGGAUCAGUUGAAGAGGGAGGCGGAGAGGAAGGCGAGGGAGCAGGAGGAGGAGGAUCUGAGGAAGGAGAAGGCGCUGGAGGAGGCGGCUGCGAAGGCGUCGGAGAAGGUGGGUGGGAAGGCGUAG